Molecule: messenger RNA, 621 nt
Organism: Hevea brasiliensis (rubber tree)
Lineage: Eukaryota; Viridiplantae; Streptophyta; Magnoliopsida; Malpighiales; Euphorbiaceae
Exons: 1
Coding region: 1-621 (206 amino acids)
Source: RefSeq, a predicted model, not a curated record
AUGCUUACAAGUAGCUCAAAUCUUCCCCAGAAAUCCCUUAAAAUCAAGCUUGAAUUUGAUGAUGAGAAUGAGAAUAAUAAUAAUAAUGAGCUCUUCUGCAAGCAUAAUCUAACCACAACCCAACCCUUCAUGGCUAGAUCUCUUGAGGAAAAUUACCAGGGAGGAUCUUCUGUUGCAGUUCCUUUCAUAUGGGAGUCUAGACCAGGAACCCCAAAGAUCAAAUUCAGAGAAAACCCUCUUCCUCCUCUAACUCCACCACCUUCUUACUUCUACACCUCAGCCAAAACACCCACUAAGAAGCACUCUAUACCUAAUCCUUUCAGUAAUAUCUUCUCCAAGCGCACUGCAAGAAGAAGAACAAGCUUCCCAGUUUCUCCUGCAUCUUCGUCUUCUUCUUCUUCAUAUUCGUCGCAGUUUUCUUCCCCAGCGACUGUGUUGAGGUCUCGAGAACGCCAUGAAAUGUCCAAUACAAGAAAAUCUUUUGAAUCAAGAAUGGUGGAUGAGCACGACUGCGAAUCGCCGGUUUCUACUUUGUGCUUUGGGAUUGGUCGCAGAGGAAAUGCUGCUAGGUCUCGAUGGGGUUAUGCAUCUGUGAUUAAGGUAUUGCUUAGAGAAGUUUAA